AUGAAGAGACCAAGAGACGCCUUCGACACCCCUGCUCCCUCCUCUCCUCUCCACCCUUCCGCCAAACGGCGCCAGCCCAACUCGCAGAGCAUGAUGGCCUCCGGCAGCUCCCCGGCCGCCGCCCGCUGCCAAACCACCCCGUACUCGCUGCCCUCGGCGUGCUCGAUCGCCUCUCCCUGGUCCUCGCUCACCCCGCACGACUCGCCCUCGAACCCGUUCGGGCUCGCCCGCGAGCUCCAGGCCCUCGCGCUCCCCCGCCCGUCCGGCUUCGCGAAGCACAUCGUCCUGCGCAUGCAGAUGGUGCCCUCGACGGCGGAGGCACCCUCGCGCUCGCGGCGCCUCGCCGCCGAUGCGCCCUACCGCCUGGUCCAGGUCCCGCUCAACUACACGAUCCGGCACCUGCACAUGCUCGUCCUCUUCCUCUUCGCGAGCGACGCCCGGCUCCGCGUCCGCCGCAGACGGCGCGUGUUCAGCCCGACGAGCGUCGUGCCCCGACAGCGCUCGCCACCGAAGCGCGGCGCGAGGACGGAGAUGGUCUUCGGGGAGUCCCCGAGACAGGACGAGGGGCACGUCUUUGAGGUGCUCGAGAACAUUGCAGUGUAUUCGAGCAGCUACCGGCCGGGGGUUAUCAUCCCGGGAUCAGGCAAGUGCCAUACGAAGCUGUCGAGCACCAGGGAGCGAAAGCUCUUUCCCGAUGGAUACAAAGCGGGAGAUGACGACGAUGAGGAGGAUGUGUUUGGAUCUCCGAAGAAGCCAGGUCAGGAUCAAGACGAUUCGGAAGAGGAGGACUGGGACUGGGAAGCCGAGGAUGACUACAGCCUGAGCAAUAUCUGGCCGGAAGGCCCAGAUUUGACGAAAGGCAUUAUCUACCACCACACACCGUCCCUUGCCAUCCACAUCACCGUGAACACCUCUCGUGUCGAGUCGCGGAGAGGCACGGGCAACACCCCCUACGUCUUCGCCGCGCACGGCGGCACGAACGGCGCCGUACGCAUCGCGAACGUCGCCCGGGGCCCUGCUCCACCGCACUCUGCCGAAGACGAGCCCAUACGCCGCGGGAAAGACGGCAAGAAGCGCAAGGCAGCGACGUUCGCCGACCUCGAGUACUUUGAGGUCGACGACCUUGCCGACACCGCCGACGCCGACGUGGAGGAGCGCGAGCGGUGGAACGACGAGGACUCCUUCGCCCGCUUCCUCCGGCGCGAGGCCGAACGCGAACGCGCAAUGCGCAGGGCCGACGCGCAGACCCCCUCGACGGGCUCCCCUGUGAAGUCUUCCAGCCAAACUCGGCCGCUCUUCUCCCCAACCUUCCCUGUCCGACCCGUCCCCUCAUCACAGACGUCGUUUGCGGCUCGCGCUCCCGCGGCGUCCUCCUCCAAGUCCCAGCCCGCCAUGUUCGCCUCGGCGCAGCCGCUGAGCAUAUACACACAGCGCAGCGCAGCGUCGUCGUCGACGUCCCUCGCGCCGUCCUCGCCGAGCACCCUGCCCUGCGCGCACGCGACGUCGGACUUCGACGGGGACUCGGAGGACCACGCGAACUGGUCCGAGGGCACGCCGAGCUCCGAGGGCGGGAACCCGCUCGCGUUCGACGACGAUGACGACGACGAAGAGGACGGGGAGAAGACGCGGCGCGUGUUCCGCAUCGAGCUGCCGACGACGACGCCGUUCCCCGCACAUCCGAGGGCGCGCCGGCGCGUCGCGCGGGCGUGCGCACGGAUCGAGCGGCAGACCAGCAAGGGCCUCAGCGAGCUCAGUGACUCGGACGAGGAGGCGGAGGCGGAGGUAGAGGCGGAGGCGGAGGACGCCGAGUCGGAGGAGACGAAGAAGCAGCCCCAGUCUCGGGCGAAACUCGCGCCCCCGGUCGUGGCGGCGGAUGUGCGCGACCCGGUGACGGGCAGUGGGGGUGCGCAGGCGGCCGCGGCGGAAGACGACGACUGGGACAGCGAGGACGAGCAGUGGGAUGCGGGCCAGACGUGGUUCCAGCCCCCUGUUGCUGAUGGGUCUUUCGACUGGGACUCGGAGGAAGAAGUAUAG
Molecule: messenger RNA, 2034 nt
Organism: Epithele typhae
Lineage: Eukaryota; Fungi; Basidiomycota; Agaricomycetes; Polyporales; Epitheliaceae
Exons: 2
Coding region: 1-2034 (677 amino acids)
Source: RefSeq, a predicted model, not a curated record